AUGGCUUCUACAAAUCAAUUAUGCUUAGUUUUAGUUAUUUUCUUUUUAGUCUUUUCACUUUCUUCUUUGUCAACAAGUGCAAUUAUUCCAAAGGCUAAUGUUUCCCUUUCGAUACCUUCAUCGCAACUAGUAGAAAAUUUAUGCAAUGGCAAGGAAAUUCAAGAUCGCGGGUUUUGUUUGAAAGCACUUUCCACCCCCGAAGUUAUUGCGGCAAUGGAUACAACCCAAUUAGGAACCCUCAUUAUGAAAUUAGGAGCAGCAAAUGCCAAAGCAAGGUUAAAUGUAUAUAAUGAAUUAAUUAAGAAACCAGAAUUGGUUGAAGAUCCCGAAAGCGCAAACUAUGAUGUAGCUGUUAUAGGUCCCGAAAUUGCUAAUUGUGAAAAGGAACUGAUUAACGCAAAGGUUCAAGCACAUCAACUCCUUGCUGGGAAUCGAUUUAUGAAAUAUUAUGUCUCAAUGGGAUAUGAGAUAACAUCAACUCUGGAGCUUGAAAAUCCAAAUGAGCGUGUUGCCAUUGUUGCUGCUGUUGAAACUGUGAAUUAA
This is a messenger RNA of Gossypium arboreum, 543 nucleotides long. RefSeq lists its product as uncharacterized. Lineage: Eukaryota; Viridiplantae; Streptophyta; Magnoliopsida; Malvales; Malvaceae. The coding region runs from base 1 to 543 and encodes 180 amino acids. The record is from RefSeq and is a predicted model, not a curated record. The transcript has 3 exons.